Molecule: messenger RNA, 219 nt
Organism: Heterobasidion irregulare TC 32-1
Lineage: Eukaryota; Fungi; Basidiomycota; Agaricomycetes; Russulales; Bondarzewiaceae
Exons: 1
Source: RefSeq, a predicted model, not a curated record
GAUGAGCAUGCACCCGCGCUAGGGUCCGAGGGAGGUAUUCGUGAAGCUUUGGGGAGAUACCGAACAGCGCUCGACAAGUACCGAAGACGCCGACUAUUACCGAACACGGUCGGUCCCUACCCGACCGACGACAAGCCACCGAAGGACGUUCGGCAGCACUUGGGUCAGUUCGCCCACACUUCACGUACUUACCAUGACCGCAUAGGAGUGUUACGAUAA